GAAUCUUAAGAUAAUUUUAUUAUAUUCUUAAAAAGCAUAACUUCAAUUAUUAAAUUGAGUUCUCCAUUUAUCAAUUACAAUAUUGGUUGGCCAAGGAAACAACUGGUCACUACUACACACUAAGACUCAACACUCUCUCUCUCUCUCUCUCAUGAAUGGUUAACAACAUUUCCCUCUCAUUAUUACAGCCAUGCCAUCGCGUCCGCCGCCACCGUCUCCUCCCGCGGUGGCCCUCCACCACCGCAACCACCACCGGGAAAUAAUCCUCUGCGGAGCCAUCGCGGCGUCGCUCUUCCUGGUGGCGCUAAUAAUCUCUGUGACAAUCUUCCUCUACCGAAAGCUCUCGUACAACCGAACGGCACCGUUUGAGCACAACCAGCGUCGCUUCUCGUAUUCCGUUCUUCGACGAGCAACGAACUCAUUCUCACCCUCAACAAAGUUAGGUCACGGAGGGUUCGGUUCGGUUCACAAGGCAACACUACCUUCGGGUCAAACGGUGGCACUUAAAGUGAUGGACUCGCCCGGUUCGCUGCAAGGAGAGAGGGAGUUUCACAACGAGUUAACGCUGUGUUCGAAUCUUCGUUCUCCUUUUAUUCUUUCUCUUCUGGGUUUUUCUUCGGACCGGCGCGGUCGAAAGCUGGUUCUGGUUUAUGAGCUUAUGCCGAACCGGAGUCUUCAGGACGCGUUAUUGGACCGGCGUUGUCCCGAGUUGAUGAACUGGGGGAAACGCUUUGACGUUGUCGUUUCGGUGGCUAUGGGCCUGGAGUAUUUACAUCACGGUUGUGACCCGCCUGUGAUCCAUGGGGAUAUUAAGCCCAGUAAUGUUUUACUGGAUCGGGAUUUUCGGGCCAAGAUUGGGGAUUUUGGGCUUGCUAGGGUGAAGACGGUGGAGGAUGUGGGAAUGGGGAUGGUGGAGGAGAAGAAGAAGGAGGAAGGGGUUGUUGAGGAGUGUGGAUAUGAUCGAGGCUCUGCGUUGGAGGAGGUUGAGAGUGUGGUGACUAAUACUACUGCAGGCUUUGAUGUGGAUCGUUCGCCGGAGAGUUGUACAGUCAGGGUUUUGGAUUCCGAUGCCUCGCCGGAGAUGGCGCCGGCGGCGGUGUCGCCCGAGGCGGCGGGGGUGGAUAAGUCGAGUGUUUUGUCCGAUGGGGGUUUUGAUAAGUUCAGCAUUGACAGUGGGAAUAAUCACCGGAAAAAGGGUGGUGGCGGUGGUGGUUCAGGGAGGGAUUGGUGGUGGAAGCAAGAGAGUGGGGUAGGGUCUGAAUCGGGGAGAGUGAAGGAUUAUGUGAUGGAGUGGAUUGGGAGUGAGAUAAGGAAGGAGAGGCCGAAGAGUGAGUGGGUUGAUUCGUGUUCUUCACAUGGUGGGGUGGUUGUGGAGGGUAAGAAGAAGCAUAGGAAGAGAUUGGAUUGGUGGGCUUCACUUGAUGAGGAAAAGGUUAAGGUUAAGGUGAAGAAGAAUCGGAAGCCAAGGGAGUGGUGGAAGGAGGAGUUUUGUGAGGAGCUUGCAAAGAAGAGCAAGAAGAAAAAGAGGAGUCUUGAGGGGGAAUCUUGGUGGCAGAAAGAUGAGGAUGGGGUGGAACAGAAGAGGAAGAGGAAGAGUAAGAGUAGUAGAGGGAGCAUUGAUUGGUGGUUGGAUGGUUUGAGUGGCGAGUUAAGGAAUGGGAUUGGGAGGAGGAAUAGUCAAGAUUGGGUUAGUGGGGAUAUACCAAAGAGUGGUGGAAUUAGUAGUACUCCAAGUAUGAGGGGAACUGUGUGUUACAUUGCUCCUGAGUAUGGUGGUGGAGGCCAAUUGUCUGAGAAGUGUGAUGUGUAUAGUUUUGGGGUUCUGCUUUUGGUUUUGGUGGCUGGAAGGAGACCCCUUCAGGUGACGGCGUCGCCGAUAUCGGAAUUUGAGAGGGCUAAUCUCAUUUCCUGGGCUAGGCAACUUGCUCACAAUGGGAGACUUUUGGAUCUUGUUGACCCUUCUAUUCAUUCAUUGGAUAAGGAGCAGGCAUUGCUCUGCAUCACCAUUGCCUUGUUGUGUCUGCAGAGAUCACCAGGGAAGAGGCCUUCCAUGAAAGAGAUUGUGGGGAUGCUCUCUGGUGAGACUGAACCACCACACUUGCCCUUCGAGUUCUCACCAUCCCCGCCCUCGAAUUUCCUGUUCAAGUCGCGGAAGAAGGCUCGGUGAGUGAGUGAUUGUGUGAGUGAGUGGUUUUUGUCUUGAUCAUUAACUAGUGAGAAGUGUAUGUUUUUAGGUCAACUCUAAUUGUCUUCACCAUUUGUAGAAACUAAUGCAGAAAAAAGAAGGGAGAAAAAAAAUAGUUACAAGCCUUGCAUAAAUCCAUUUCUUCCCUUUCUGUGUUUUUUUGUUCCUACCAUCAUAUGACUGUUUAUUCUUGACCCGGUUCUUGCUUUUUAAUCUGAAAGAACUUUUUGGGUGCAUGAUUCUAGCACAAAUUACCUGUCACUGCCACUACAAGUUGAUGAAUUCCAGGAAUUUUCGGCUCUUUUAAA
Molecule: messenger RNA, 2493 nt
Organism: Abrus precatorius (Indian licorice)
Lineage: Eukaryota; Viridiplantae; Streptophyta; Magnoliopsida; Fabales; Fabaceae
Product: receptor-like serine/threonine-protein kinase At2g45590
Exons: 1
Coding region: 191-2167 (658 amino acids)
Biological process (GO): protein phosphorylation
Molecular function (GO): ATP binding; protein kinase activity
Source: RefSeq, a predicted model, not a curated record